Gasterosteus aculeatus aculeatus (three-spined stickleback) is the source of this 2942-nucleotide messenger RNA. It is a transcript of the gene nt5c3a, whose product is annotated as 5'-nucleotidase, cytosolic IIIA. Lineage: Eukaryota; Metazoa; Chordata; Actinopteri; Perciformes; Gasterosteidae. Gene Ontology annotation, molecular function: magnesium ion binding; 5'-nucleotidase activity. The record is from RefSeq and is a predicted model, not a curated record. Gene Ontology annotation, cellular component: cytoplasm.
AUUCCGGUUCUGCGUAGAGGAUCUUUGGCCGCGCGGUUGGCUCCACGGGACCGCGCGCGCUGCUGGCCGGUGGAGAGUAACAGCGGACCCUUCAUGGACAGGACGGCCGUGGUGAAGGUCGGAGCCGCGGCCAGCGCCAGCGUCUGCGCCCUGCUGGGCGGCGUGGUUCUGACCCAGUACAUCGUCGCCAAGAAGAAGCGAGCGGGGAAGAAAACUAGGAUCAUAGAGAUGAUGCCUCAGUUCGAGAAGGCGACGGUCCAUAUGAAGGACCCGGAGAGGGUGGAGCAGAUCAUCUGUGGCCUCAUCAAAGGAGGAGCCUCCAAACUACAGAUCAUCACCGACUUCGACAUGACGCUGAGCAAGUUCGCCGUCGGCGGGAAGCGCUGUCCCACGUGCCACAACAUCAUUGACAACUGCAAGCUGGUGACGGAGGAGUGCCGGGCGAAGCUGCUGCAGCUGAAGAACAAAUACUACCCCAUCGAGAUCGACCCCCACCUCACCAUGGAGGAGAAGUACCCGUUCAUGGUGGAGUGGUAUUUCAAGUCUCACACGCUGCUGGUGGAGCAGCGGCUGGAGAGAGACAAACUGGCGGAGGUGGUGAGAGAGUCCGACGCCGCGCUCAGGGAGGGAUACGAGCAGUUCUUUGACCGCCUGCAGCAGCACGACGUGCCCGUCUUCAUCUUCUCCGCCGGCCUGGGCGACGUGCUGGAGGAGAUCAUCCGCCAGGCCGGAGUCUACCACCCCAACGUCAAGGUCGUCUCCAACUUCAUGGACUUUGACGAAAACGGCGUCCUGAAGGGUUUCAAAGGCGAGCUGAUCCACGUGUACAACAAGCAGGACGGCGCCCUGCGCAACACGGAGUACUUCAAGCAGGUGAAGGAGUCGUGCAACAUCGUCCUCAUGGGCGACUCGCUGGGGGACCUCAGCAUGGCCGACGGCGUGUCCAACGUGGAGAACAUCCUCAAGAUCGGCUUCCUCAACGACAAGGUGGAGGAGCGGCUGGACAAAUACCUGGACUCUUACGACAUCGUGCUGGUGAAGGACGAGACUCUGGAGGUGCCCAACGCCAUCCUCCAGAAGGUUCUAUAACUCCAGCCGGGCCCGUCGGACUUCUAUUCCCCCACUUCACCCUUUAAAGGCCUUUUCAAAAGAACGCUCUUCAGCUCCACAAAGCAGCACUUCUGGUGUGUUUUGUCCAUUUUAAAUCGUUUUUGGAUGUUCUGUUAUGGCAAAGUGAGAUGAGUCCCCCCCACACACACACAGCUUCUUCUGCCAGCUUCCUAAGUGUCACAUCAUUCUUACAAUUGUCGGACUCUUUUCGAUAUGGUAGUAGUUGUAGGUCAGAUGUGAAACAUGCAUCUUUAAAGGCUGCGCGACACCGUAUUUGUUCCAGAAGGAAAGAAACUCGGAGGAUGUUGGGAAACGCACUUUAUGUUGUCGUGUUGGUAAAUCCGCCGCAGUCAUCUGGAUUUUUAGGUUGUAGCAGCUCUUCACCCUUAAAACCCUUGUGGCAUUUUGAUUUUAACUCAACAGCCGAGUGUUUGGGUUUGGGGGGGGAUGAAGUGAUCUGAGAGAGGAGCUGCUGUGGCCGUCAGCAGGACCUCAAACCCCCUCGAACCAAAGGAAGACCAUUACAAUGUAUCCAGAAGUGUGUUUGUAUUUACAAGUACGGUUUGCCUGGUUGAACCCAGCACGAGUCACUGAACGGACUCCUCAUUCUGAGCUCGUAGUUCCUCAUGGGGGGGUUCAAAGAGCAUUUGUACUGUUGUGGUUUAAAUGUGCUGCUAACACCUGCAUGUUGCCUUUGUAUCGUUAAGUUUAUAGAGAAAAAGAAGAAGCAGCAUAUACAUGUAUAUGUAUAUAUAUAUAAUAUAUAUGUAUAGAAUAUAUAUAUAUAUAUAUUGGUACAUUUAUUUUAAAAGGGGAGUAAUGUCAUGCUGUUUAUGUUGUCGUGGACAUUUCUGAGCGAUGGGUUGUAUUUUUGUAAAAGCACAUGGCUUUUUUCUUUAAUGGUGAUUGAAAAUGCUGUAAAAUGUCCUCUGGUGAGCUGUGACUGAAACGCGGCCCUGAGCGCUUUUAAAGGAGCAGACACUUAACAAAGGUAAUAUAUAAUUCUCUGCACGACUGAUUCCAUUUGAGUGCUUUUUAUUUAUUAGGUGUUUCAACUCCCUGAAUUCACCAACAACAUAGAUUCCUAUCUGGUUAAUUUAUCUUUCAUUUUACUUCCUCUGCGGAUCUAAAAUAUGUCCAGGUAAAGGUCAGACACACAAAGAGAGGUGUUUGUAUCUGUCGUACUUUCACAGAUUUGACAGUAAUUGCUGGUGUGAUGAAACGCUAACAGAGCUGCAUCCCACCAGGGGGCUGUUGGGUCACCGCAGGAACCAAUCGGGGGCGUUAUGACAAACUAGAGAGAGAAAAUAUAAAUCUGAUUCAAAUAGGUGAAGUAAUUGACCAUGUUUACACCUGACUGCGUUUAAAUGUGCGUUUGCCAUCAGGACGUGUGGGAUAUGCUGAGAUAUUAUUUUGUCACAGUUUGGAGUGAUAUGGAUGCAAACGAAAAGCCCAAAUGUUUAAACACUACCAAAGACUUUCAUCCCAACAGGUUUUUGGAAAUAGUAACCCCAUUCGUCCCAAAGGUGCUCCGAACACGAGUCGUACGUCCCACAUGUCCCACAUGUCCCACUCGCCCGGGAAAACAUUUCUGUCCACUAAAACCGUUGAUUCUGCAAAACGUAGGUUUCCAUGGUUGCCUCUCAAAAGAAACUCUGUUCAAUUAAAUGUUGCACCUGGAGAUUAAAUACUGGUUUGUUCACCAGUAUUUAAUCUCCAUUGUGUGAAUUUCUUUGUUUUAUUUUAUUUAUUUUUUUGACUUUUUUGUCUUUCCUUUUAAUGCUGAAAUAAAAUGAUUUGACUCCCAUUGGUGAGCAAUCAGUCCCACACGA